AUGGAUCUCUGCGGCCGUCAAAAGGUGGUUCGGCGCAAGAUGGUGUUAUUAGGGGAUGGCGCUUGCGGCAAGACCUCCGCUUUGAACGUCUUCACCAGAGGAUACUUCCCAACCGUUUAUGAGCCUACUGUAUUUGAGAACUAUGUGCAUGAUAUCUUCGUGGAUAGUGUUCACAUGGAAUUGUCGCUAUGGGAUACGGCUGGCCAGGAAGAAUUUGACCGAUUGCGUGCGCUAUCCUAUGAGGACACACAUGUGAUUAUGCUUUGUUUUAGCGUCGAAAGUCGGGAUUCGUUCGAGAACGUGGCGAGCAAAUGGAUCGAAGAGAUCUCGGAGAACUGCCCCAAUGUCAAACUGGUGCUCACUGCCCUCAAGUGUGACUUGAGGAAGGACGAGUUCCUAAACGACAAUCCGAAUGCGAUCACUUAUGAUGAAGGAUUAGCAAAGGCCAAGGAAAUCGGAGCAGUGAAAUAUCUGGAAUGCUCCGCCGUGCAAAAUCGUGGUAUCAUGGAAACAUUCUACGAAGCAGCAAAGGUCGCCCUGGAAGUCAAAGCCCAGGGCUCUAACGGAUCCGGGGAACGAUGCGUCAUUCUCUGA
Molecule: messenger RNA, 594 nt
Organism: Aspergillus ibericus CBS 121593
Lineage: Eukaryota; Fungi; Ascomycota; Eurotiomycetes; Eurotiales; Aspergillaceae
Gene: rho3
Product: Rho family GTPase RHO3
Exons: 8
Coding region: 1-594 (197 amino acids)
Biological process (GO): small GTPase-mediated signal transduction
Molecular function (GO): GTPase activity; GTP binding
Source: RefSeq, a predicted model, not a curated record